AGGUGAAAAUAUUCAGUACAAGUGGCGGAUUUUUCUUUUUGACUUUGGCGGCGGCUGCGUCAUCAUUAGCCACGCCCCCAGUUUCAACCCCCGGAAGAGAUUUCAAAACAACCACAUGUAGCAUGGGCAGAGAGAUUAUCCAUGUGGUAGGUUAAUUUAACGCUUUGAGAACACAACAAAAGAGAUAAAAACAUGACAGUUAAUCGUAUGGAGAAUGAGCAUAUUAUAUUGUCUGCAGUUCUUGUUUUUAACCGUAAAGAAGUUGUUUUAACUAACGUAGUGCUCUUGAAUGUCUCAGUAAACAGCAUGGUUAGUCUAACCCGGAUUACAACAGGGUGUGUUAAGGAACAAAAACGGCUCAGGGGAAUCCAGGACAUGAGGAGAGUACGUGGGGUGUGUAGGCUCCUGGACUCUCCUGACUGACGAGUGUGGACAUCUGACUGAAUGUGCGUCUGCAGGAGAACUUCUCCGACUGCAGCCCAGACUUAAAGACAAUCGACAUGGACCCGUCCUACCAGAAGCACUUUGCGGUUGCGGACUAUGUGAUAUUUGCAGUCCUGCUUGCUGCCUCUAUGGGCAUCGGGCUAUACCAUGCUCUUUCAGGCGGACGUCAGCGCACCACCCAGGAGUUCUUGAUGGCAGACAGGAGCAUGAGGUGUCUCCCUGUUUCCCUGUCGCUCAUCGCCACAUUCCAGUCUGCUGUGGCGAUCAUAGGCGUACCAGCAGAAAUCUACACUCACGGUACUCAGUACUGGUUUAUCGGCUGUGCCUAUAUUCUGGGCCUUUUCAUUCCUGCUCAUGUUUUCAUUCCUGUGUUGUACAGACUGCGGCUUUCCAGCACUUACCAGUAUCUUGAAAUGCGCUUCAGCAAAGCGGUGCGCAUCUGUGGGACUUUGACCUUCAUCUUUCAGACAGUUAUCUAUAUGGGACUUUGUGUGUACACCCCUGCCUUUGCACUAAAUGCAGUUACUGGGUUUGAAUUAUGGGGAGCAGUGCUGGCCACUGGCCUAGUGUGCACAUUGUACACAACAAUGGGUGGUUUGAAGGCUGUCAUCUGGACAGACGUCUUCCAGACCGUUGUGAUGUUUGCAGGGCAGCUGGCCGUCAUCGUGGUGGGAGUGCAGCAGACUGGAGGAGUGUCUGAAGUCUGGAGGAAAGUCCGGGAAGGAAACCGCAUCUCCGCUCUUGACCUUAACCCAGAUCCUACAGAGAGACACACCUUCUGGACUCUGGGAGUUGGGGGAAUAUUUCUCAUGCUGUCUCUGUACGGAGUGAACCAGGCUCAGGUCCAAAGAUAUCUCAGCGCGCGCACAGAGAAAGAGGCUGUCAGGUCUUGCUACAUGGUGUUUCCCUCCCUGCAGUUGGCUCUGGCUCUAAGUUGUGUCAUGGGACUGGUCAUGUUUGCACGUUACUGUGGAGAGGAUCCCUCUGACAAGCUGGGCACCUCUUCAAAGGAUGCCAUGGUGAUAUACUUUGUGAUGGACAUGCUGCAAGGUCUGCCUGGACUACCUGGACUGUUUAUCGCGUGUUUGUUCAGUGCAGCUCUCAGCACCAUCUCUUCUGCUUUCAACUCUUUGGCCACUGUGACAAUGGAAGACCUCAUCAAACCACAUUUCCCCACCAUGACCGAGGCAAGAGCAACCCUGCUGUCCAAAGCCUUAGCUAUGUCAUACGGGCUGCUGUGUCUGGCCAUGGCCUAUAUCACUCACCUCAUGGGAGAUUCAGUUCUACAGGUGGCUUUGAAGAUCUUUGGGAUGGUUGGUGGUCCCAUUCUUGGUCUGUUUUGUCUCGGGAUGUUUUUCCCGUGGGCCAACUCCACUGGAGCGUUGGCAGGUCUGGGGGCCGGUCUGGCUUUGGCUUUCUGGGUUGGCGUCGGGAGCAUCGUCACUCGUAGCUCCAGCACAAGACCGUUGCCGCCCUGCAGAGCCGUCCUGCUGUCAGACAACACAACUACUGCCAUACACACAGCACUCCUUAAUGUCACUCUGAGGUACGCAGGCAGCACGGUGCUUAGUUUUGACUGUGGUCAUUUCGCAAGUAAAUCAUCUCUGUCUCUGUUCUUUAGCCAACCCUCUGGACUGAAGAGAUUUUACUCCUUGUCCUACAUGUGGUACAGUGCAUUCAACUGCUUCACAGUCAUUCUAAUAGGCCUGAUCAUCAGCUUCCUCACAGGCCCUAUGAAAGAAGAAGAUUUAACACCAGGCACAGUCUAUCCCUUGUUAGGGAAACUGCUUUGCUUUCUGCCUGAACACCUCAAAAAGAAGCUCUGCUGCGUGACUCCUCUGGGACACACGCUCUCAGCACAACAAAGGCCAUCACAAAACAAAGAAAGCAAUGGGCUGGUCUUCCCACGAGAGGACAGGACAUCACAGGAAGAGACGGACACAUUUUUUCCUGAGGCUCACACACCUCUUGUGGAGCAUGAAACAACUGUGUGAUAUCACAGCUGUGUCAUGUCUGGCUGGAGAACGUUUAAAAAGUCUUUACGCUUAGCACUUGGACUCAACCAAUAUGUAUUUUUAUUUCUCUUUUUUGUUGCCUUGGCUUUGUGAUGAACGAUGUCAUUUAAAUUUGCACUGUCAAAUGCUGCAACGAGGUCAAAGCUGAAUAAUGUCCAGUCAACACAGGGUUGUUUAAAGAAAAUGCUUUAGUGUGGCUAAGCCUGUUUUAAUUUGACAGAAACAAGUUUAAUUUAUGCAGUAUUUGUCAACUUAAGGUGUAUGAUUAUUCAGUGCGUUACAUGCAGUUUAAAAAAACGGUUAUUUGGGUUAAGGCAAUACCCCAGUUUCACAAAUGCCAUGUAAACACCUUACCCGACCUUAGAAUCAGAGUUCUCGUAACACAGUAAACAGACCUAGAUAACCCCUUCAGUAACUGGGGUAUUCGUGCAUGUAUACAACUGAACCGGGGUAAGAUCGGGUUACACGUCUGCGCAUGCUCCGUAGGUUACAACGGCCCUUAAAAUGGCGAGUUUUAAAGAAAAUUAGAACAAGGCAGGCCUGCUUAGUUAUUUUUCAGGAAUGAUUGUAGAGUUUUACAAAGAAUGUUCUCGGCAUUUACACUCUAACUGGGACGUGUUGGCCUACGAUUGCUGUGGACAAACAUUUGGCUUGCUAAUUACACCCAACACUGGUUACAGAAAAUGAGCUGAACAAAGGUGUCCGUCAUCUGGCCAGAGCACUGUGCUUCCCUACGCUGUGACAAGUGUGUGAAUGAAACAUUACGUUUUUAAUUUUACUAAUUUAGUGGCCAGUCAGUGUAAUCAAAAAGAGCGCCACCGACUGUACCGGAGGUAGAGUUACUCCUGUCAUUCAUCCCAGCUCAUGUACACGGGGAGAACUGGCACAGCCCCAUUUUUCACUUAGUUACAUUGUGUAAGAAUUUCUCCCAUCUAGCGGUGAAACUGUAUAUGACAACUAACUGAAUAUUACUUUCUUGGCGACUCCGUUACAUGUCCUAGAAAAUAGGUGUGAUACUCCAUUUUAAACAGGCUUUCAAAUCUGCUGGCAGUUGCAAGUAAUCUUCUCCCCCUCCCUCCCUGGCAUUCGUCACGGUGCCACUGAGUGUAAAAGCGCGAAAGGCGGAGGUAUGUCCCUCUUUGGCUAAUGUAUUUUAAAGAUUGAGGAGCAGUGUUUCUCACAGAGAAUAAUUUGUGGUGGUGCGCCGCACAAUCAACACUGGCCGCCACAUAUUGCGUUUUUUGUUUUUUUUGUUUACGCUAUUUAAAACCGUGUAUUCGUUCAGCUGCAUUUCCUUUUCCUGCUCUCCUCCGUGUCUCUGUCACUUGCGUCUCGCUCUCUCACACAUACACACACACACACACACACACACACACACACACACACACACAGCCCCUCCCCUCCGUGCACACAGCAUCUGUCUCCAUCAAAACGAGAGAAGACGGCUGGCGAAAUUCACAAGUUCACGAAAGGUUGGUAUCUCGUGAACACCUUUACACAAUCACACAUUAAAAAGUCCAAUAAAAAUAUUUUGUAUUCUGAAUACAAUGUUGUCGGUAUGUUAAUGUUGGAGUGCCGAGCCGACUCUUGUGCCUGCUUUAGAAAGUUAACUAGUCGCAAGUUUGCGGUAAAAUGCAGUUGGGUUGUCGAGGUCAAAACA
Messenger RNA from Perca flavescens (yellow perch), 4119 nucleotides. It is a transcript of the gene slc5a6b, whose product is annotated as solute carrier family 5 member 6. Gene Ontology annotation, biological process: sodium ion transport; transmembrane transport. The record is from RefSeq and is a predicted model, not a curated record. Gene Ontology annotation, molecular function: symporter activity. Gene Ontology annotation, cellular component: membrane. Bases 501 to 2438 code for a protein of 645 amino acids. NCBI's taxonomy places the organism in Eukaryota, Metazoa, Chordata, Actinopteri, Perciformes, Percidae. The transcript has 16 exons.